This is a messenger RNA of Linum trigynum, 1338 nucleotides long. NCBI's taxonomy places the organism in Eukaryota, Viridiplantae, Streptophyta, Magnoliopsida, Malpighiales, Linaceae. The record is from the annotation of a GenBank genome assembly.
AUGGCGGCAGAGCCGAGGAGCCACGACUGCGUUUUCCCCGCCACCAAGAAGCGUGGCCAGGACGAUUUCGACAGCGACGAUUUCUACCCUUCCAAGAAAGCCAUGCUGCCCCCCGGCGGCGUCUGGGAGGAUCCCGCCGCCGCCCUGGCCUCCGCUCGCCACGAGUUCGGCGAGCACGGCGGCGUCAACAUGUCCAUCGAGGCCUCCGCCACUUUCACCGUCAUGGAGCCCGAGACCAUGCGCCGCAUGUUCGCCGGCGAGCUCGGCCCCGACCGCGACUUCUUCAUCUACAGCCGCCAUUUCAACCCCACCGUCCUCAAUCUCGGCCGUCAGAUGGCCGCCCUCGAAGCCACCGAGGCCGCCUACUGUACCGCCAGCGGUAUGUCCGCGAUAGCAUCGGUACUGCUGCAGCUUUGCAGCAGCGGGGGACACGUGGUGGCGUCGAGGGAGCUGUACGGUGGAACCCACGCGCUGCUGAGCCACUUCAUGCCGAGGGCAUGCAACAUUACGACGUCGUUCGUCAACAUAACGGACCUGGAGGCGGUGAGGAGCGCCGUGGUCGAAGGGCAGACCAAAGUCCUCUACUUCGAGUCAAUAUCCAACCCGACGCUCACCGUCGCCAACAUCCCCGAGCUCAGCCGCAUCGCUCACGACAAGGGCCUCACGGUGGUCGUCGACAACACCUUCGCCCCGAUGGUGCUGUCCCCCGCCAAGCUCGGCGCCGACGUCGUCGUUCACAGCAUUACCAAGUACGUCAGCGGCGGAGCCGACAUCAUUGCCGGUGCUGUGUGUGGGCCGGCUAGCCUGGUGAACUCGAUGAUGGAUCUGCGCCAGGGGGCCCUGAUGCUACUUGGGCCGACGAUGAACGCCAAAGUGGCCUUCGAGCUGUCGGAGAGAAUCCCUCACUUGGGCCUGAGGAUGAAAGAGCACUGCAACAGAGCAAUGGUUUAUGCGACCAGGAUGAAGAAGAUGGGCCUGAAGGUUAUAUACCCGGGCCUGGAGGAGCACCCACAGCACCAGCUGUUGAAAUCCUUGGCCAACAAGGACUACGGCUUUGGUGGGCUGCUGGCCCUGGACAUGGUGACCGAGGACCGGGCCAACAAGUUGAUGAACCAGCUCCAGAACGUUACUCAGUUCGGGUUCAUGGCGGUCAGCUUGGGUUACUACGAGACCCUCAUGUCCUGCUCCGGCAGCAGCACCAGCAGCGAGAUGAACGAGGAGGAGAAGGAAGUCGCGGGGAUCUCGCCUGGGCUGAUCAGGAUGUCGGUAGGGUAUGUGGGGACUUUGGACCAGAAGUGGGCUCAGUUCGAGAAGGCGAUGUCGAGGAUGCCCAAGUAA